Paramecium tetraurelia is the source of this 171-nucleotide messenger RNA. RefSeq lists its product as uncharacterized. NCBI's taxonomy places the organism in Eukaryota, Ciliophora, Oligohymenophorea, Peniculida, Parameciidae. The transcript has a single exon. The record is from RefSeq and is a predicted model, not a curated record.
AUGGAAUAAGAGACUUAUGAGAAUAAGUAAAGAUUAUACUACGCAAAAAAUGAGAAACAUUUGAAUUUAUUUAAAAUAAGCCAAUUAUAAUGCUAAGCUAGAAAAUAUGAGGAAUUGCUAAAUAAUCCAAGACUACCUUUUCCUGAACAAUAAAUUAGAUAGUAAAUUUGA